Geodia barretti is the source of this 372-nucleotide messenger RNA. The record is from the annotation of a GenBank genome assembly. NCBI's taxonomy places the organism in Eukaryota, Metazoa, Porifera, Demospongiae, Tetractinellida, Geodiidae.
AUGCGCGAAGUACUACGAUCCAAGAUUCACCGAGCCUGGGUGACCGAGGCCAACCCGGACUACGUCGGCAGCAUCGUUAUCGACGAGGCGCUGAUGGAAAAGACAGACUUGUGGGAAUUUGAGAAGGUCCUGGUCUGCGACGUCACCAAUGGCAACCGGUUUGAGACCUACGUCCUUCCUGGCGGGCGCGGCCGGGGCGACAUCGCGGUGCAGGGCGCUGCUGCCCGCCUGACCGCCGAGGGCAACUGCCUGAUCAUCAUGUCGUUCGAGGUCACCGAGACUCCCAUCGACCCUAAGAUGAUCCUAGUCGACGAGAAUAACGAUUUCGUCGAAUACCUGGAGGGCAUCAAACAUGUCGAGCCGGUUCACUGA